CUCUCUAAAACCAGUGCUCGGAGCAUCCAUCUUCGCGCGUGAUCACGAUCAACAAUGGCGUGACAGCUCCCUCUCCCUCUCCCUCUCCUCUCUCUCUUCAUCGAUACCAGUCGAUCGCAGUACCUUCCGCGCGCCUCGAAGCCGCCGAGCGGCAGAAGGGAAAGGAAGCAACUUGCGCGUCGGACCGAGCACAUUUCGAGCGCGAGCGGUUUCCGACGCACCGGACGGUGACCCGCGCGCCCUGCACGUUGGCGUGGCCCCUAACGUCCUCGCCGGAGUAACCGUCGUCCGCCGUCUCCAUCUCUACCCUCUGCGCGCGUGCGUGUGUGUGAGCUUCCUCUGCAUAUAGAGUUGUCUGUUGGACCGGAGCGCGCUCUCGGGAAGGGGACCCCCUGCACAAAUCAUAGGACGCAACAAUGGCUUCAUUAAGUGUAUGCCCAACUGAGGAUGCUGUCAGGACAUUUCUGGAAGUCUUGGUUGAUCCUCUGAUUCCAGCUAAAUCUUCUGUAUGCGACUCUCCAUCGUAUUCUCAGCAACAAUCAGCUGCAAAGCAGAUGCAUGGAGUUGUCAUAUUGUACAACUACUACCAUCGGAAACAACACAGACAGCUAGCAUUUCUGGGUUUUGAGUCAUUCUGCAAAUUAGUUCUGGUUUUGAAACCGCCUUUACUGGAAUACAUGAAAUUCAUGCAAAAAAAUGAUGAUGCUGAAUUAGUUGACCCUGAGAAGCAGCUUUCCUUGAUGGAAAAGACUAUCAUGGAUGCAUGCGAUCUGUGUAUGAGAUUGAAUGCGUCAAAGGAAAUUCCGGACAUAGAAGGAUGGUCAAUUUCCGAAGUUGUCGUUUUCUUGGUUGACUCUAGAAAAGAGAAGUGCUUGUUGCUAUUCAGCAAGGGGGUUUGGUCAUUAUUUGAAAAGGAUGUGGAUAUCUCCGAUCAGAGUUCAGAAGGCAUGCCAGAGUUGAAACAGUAUAAAAAGAAAAGGAUCACCAAAAAGCCCUUGAGAGAUGAUUCGGGUGUUAAUGAGGAUGCUAUGCAGCAGCUUGCAUUUUCAUCAGUCAAGGAAGCCACAGACAAUAGUCAGGCCUCUCUUUCUAUACUAGAAAGCCACACUGUAUAUUCUCUGGGUAAAGAGAAAUCGACAGCUCGCUUCUACAUAAUGCAAUACACCCAGCCUACUAGUGAAGAUGCCAUUCAGGUCCCUAUAAAAGAUGCCAUUCUGGUCCCUAUAAAAGAUGUCAUCGACAGCUUGCAGGGACCUUUGAUCAGGAAGGUGUCACACAAUUGGACAAUUACUCCAGUCGCUGAAUAUUUUCAUCUGCUACCCUAUGCUGGGAUUUUGUCGGAUUGGUUUUCUAGGGAUGCAUCUCCAAAUCAUCUGGAAAGUUUGAAAGGUGACUCUGUAGCUGCACAAGUAAACAUGGAGGAAGAAGAUGAGGUCUCCGUUUCAACUGAAGAAAAAUAUAAUAAUAUUCCUAGUACUGAACCAAAGACAUCUUCCACGAAGAGGAAGCUGAACAACCUCCAAGAUGUCACCAGUGAGGACAUGAUGGUUGAAAACAAAUGCCAGACUAGCAUUCCUGAAUGCCAAAGCAAUAAUGGUACUGAUGGAAACAACAUGGACAACAAUACUUUAUUGGAUAAGGAGCCAAUCCUUAGUAGUGACCGUGCUUUAGUGACUUACCAGUCCACCUCUGAAGAUCUCGAGAAAAUAUAUUCUGUGUUGGCUUCUAAAGAACACACACUGUCACAGACUGCUUUAAGAGUUUGUCUCCAGAAAAGGGCUAAACUGUCCCUUCAGCUGCGAAAUAUAGAAGAUGAGAUUGCAAAGUGUGACAAGUGUAUCCAUACAAUUAUGAAUGGUGGAGCAGAUGCCUUGGCGCUGAAGAUAGACUCCAUAAUUGAUGGUUGUAAUUAUUCGUGCCUGAAAACUACUGCUCAUGAAAGGACAAAUGCCCAUCUUGAAGGCCAACCUUUACCCCAUUGUACCGAUAUAAAGUUGUCAGAGGCUGUUAUCUACAGACAAAGUCCAUGUCAAGAGUUGGAUGAAAUAUGUGAUGAGAACACUUGGAUUUUACCAACUUAUCAAAUUUCUGUUACUGAUGGUGGGUUUGUCGCUAAAGUGACUGUCAAAGGCUCAGGUUUCGAGUGUUCGACUGAUGGAGACCCUCGCUCCACUCCUCAAGGAGCCAGAGAAUUGGCUGCAGCCAACAUGCUGGUCUUAUUGAAAAGCACCGCAAGCAAGGGGUAGAAGCUGAAUCAUACUCAGCUACUCAUCUGAAUUCUGCAUUUUGCCUUUCACGUGUAUAUAUGCUGGUCCUGUAGAGUUCGGGGCAUGUGGCUUUUGUAACCCAUCCUGUGGGUUGGUGAACCUAACAACCGGUGAGCCUUUUGGCCGACGUCGAUAGGGCUUUUGCUUGUGAAGAAUCGUGGAACCUCUAAAUGAUGAGGCUUAAAGACCUCUAACCUUGUCUGGUGUCGUAUUAGCAUAGUUUAGUCUAAUCUCCACGGUCCUGGUAUAUAUUGAUGGAACCUGACUGAUAUUAUGACUUCUUGCCUUUUCCUCUGUACACAGCGAGGUUAUUCUCAAA
Molecule: messenger RNA, 2586 nt
Organism: Syzygium oleosum
Lineage: Eukaryota; Viridiplantae; Streptophyta; Magnoliopsida; Myrtales; Myrtaceae
Exons: 11
Coding region: 417-2246 (609 amino acids)
Source: RefSeq, a predicted model, not a curated record